CUCCCCGGCAACCGCGGGGCGGAGCCCGUUGGGCAUCGGUGCUGCCGGCGGCCGGGCCUCAGGCCGGAGAUGAGGAUGAAGAGGCAGCCGCCCGAGGAGGCGGGGACCCCGCCCCUGGAAGGCCGCCCGCGGGUCCUCAAGCUGGGAGAGACCUUUCGGCGGAGGCCAAGCUGCGCCUUCCACACCGUGCACUAUGACUUCAAGCCGGCGUCCAUCGACAUAUCUUCUGAGGGCUACCUACAGUUGGGUAGAGGGGAGGAAGUAACGAUUGCACUCCCGAACAUUGAGGGGUCAGUCCUGCCCUUCACCAUUUUCAAAGGCUCCAAGAAGUCGUACCCGAGGGACUGCAUCCUCAUCCUUAACCACGAUAAUGGGGAAUGUAUCCUGGAGAAGCUGAGUGGUAACAUCUCUGUGAAGAAAAUCAGAACCGAAGAGAUCAGCCAGGUUCAGUCUCAGAUCAUUCACUUCCACAACCACCACCACCACCACCACCACCAUCAUCCUCAGCGGCAGCCCCAGGAACAGGAAAUGCAGCAACGGCUAGUGCCGCAUCAGGAAAUGUGCCAUCUGCAGCAGGAGGAAAUGGCCCACCAGCAGCAACUACUGCAGCAGCAGGAAAUGUACCGUUGGCAGCAACAAAUGCACCAGCAGCAGCAACAAAUGCAGCAGCUGCUACUGCAACAGCAAAAAAUGCAGCAGCAGCAGCAGCAGCAGCUACUACAACAGCAGGAAAUCCAAAGUAUCUGCGAGACUCAGUACGGUGAAAAAAUGUAUUCCCACCAGGAGAAAGGGUCUCCAGCAUCUCCCCUGGAUGAUGCUGAAGAUAUUGAAAGAGAACUGAUGGUGGAGGCGAGCAUGACGGACCAGGGGAACUCGGACAGCUCGUCUUGGUCGGACUGCAGGAGCCCGUCGCCGUCGGGCUCGACCAGUGAAGACGGUGGGGCCAGCAGCUCUGAGGAUGAGGAGGCCCUGCCGCCGCACUCCAGCCCGGUCCGGUUCCCACAGCAGCGGCGCCCCCCGCCCCCGCUGCCAUGCCGCAGAGUCCCGGACCUGAACUCUGACCCGGACCCUUACUGGAGCCGGUGCCAGGGGGACGGGAGUUCGGCCACACCCGAGCUCCGAAGAGACCCGCAGCUGAGCGACAGCGACUACUGAGACCCUGCCCCCUCCCGCCCUCGAGGCCAGAAUCCAAGCACUCCCUUGCCACGACAUCCUGAUUGAGCCUUGGAGGGCGCUGGUCCCGGGGGUCUCCCUCUGGGGGCUGUGGAAACCAUGCUUUGACUGAGGCUUCACCCACUCUGGGACUGAGAAUAGCACGGCUGAGACCAGUUCCAGGCUCCAGGGACUGGGCCUGGGUUCUUGGCCAUGUUGCUGGGCUCAGAGUAAAAUCUUGGUUUAUGUUUGUA
This is a messenger RNA of Tachyglossus aculeatus (Australian echidna), 1406 nucleotides long. Its product is annotated as ELL-associated factor 2-like. Gene Ontology annotation, biological process: regulation of transcription elongation by RNA polymerase II; positive regulation of DNA-templated transcription. Gene Ontology annotation, molecular function: transcription elongation factor activity. The coding region runs from base 70 to 1155 and encodes 361 amino acids. The record is from RefSeq and is a predicted model, not a curated record. Gene Ontology annotation, cellular component: super elongation complex. NCBI's taxonomy places the organism in Eukaryota, Metazoa, Chordata, Mammalia, Monotremata, Tachyglossidae. The transcript is spliced from 6 exons.